GUUUCAUGUAAGAUGUUAUAAUAAUAAUUGAAUUAAGUACAGUUUUGGGUUUUUUAAAUGCGGUAACAAUGGCAGAAUGGGAUUCAUUGCCUGAAUUAAUACUGACUCAUAUAUUGGGAUAUUUACCUCGACGAGAUCGAAUUUAUUGCGGUAUGGUGUGCCGAACUUGGUCAAGAGCAUUAGACAAUCCCAUAUUAUGGAGACAUUUAAAAGUAUAUAUUGAUUCAGACCUUAAGGAACCAUGGACUAAUAUAUUAACAAUGAAAUUUGGACGGUAUAUACAUUCAUUAGAUUUAGCUUGGUCAAAACCAUACAUGCCACGCCAAUGGAUAAGAGAUCGUUUAAAUUUAAUUGCUCAUGAUAGUUGCCGAUAUUUUAUGCUGUUAACGGGAGAAGGGGUUCAACUCACAUGCUUACGCCUAACAGAUUGGUUUUUUGCAUGGAAAUUUAAAAAAAUGACAUAUCAUUUAUCAAAUUUUAUUAGCACACAAACGAAAUUAGAAUAUGUAAGCUUUUACAAUGCAAAUCUUGGACCACCAGAAAUGUUGAAAUUACUUUCGUCAUGUACACGAAGUUCACAUAACUCAUUACGAUAUGUAGAUAUAAGAAGUGCUUUUCAUGAAUGGCAAACGGCAUUCUCAUUUCCACGAUUUAUUCGAGCACUGGAGCGAUUACAAUUUUUAACUGUAUUGAAGAUUGACUAUCCAUCUUUAUCGAAUGAAACACUUUAUGCAAUUGGAAGAAGCGCAAAUAAUGUAUUAAGUUUUUUGGAUAUACGUGUAAGAGAUUCAGAUUCUCGAGGGCAUUUAAUCAGCGAGGAUGCGUGGCAUGAUUUAUGCAGUAAAUGUAAAAAUUUACGAGUAGGCUUAAAAUUAAUUAAUAUUUGUCAUUUUGAAGAUACAUCGUACUUAUUAGUUCGUGGUAUGCCACUUCGCAACUUUAGUAUGAUAUCGGGGUUUGUGUGGGAUCAAAGUAGAAGCCGAAACUUAAGAGCAACAUUGAAACUUUUGAUUGUUAAUUUUUAUGAAACAUUAGUUGAAGUUCAUUUACAUCUACGAAAUAACAGAGAACAAUUGGAUGACCUGCUUAUAACUAUGUUAAAACAAUGCCCCUUGUUACAAAAAUUAGACUACGAUGGAAUUUUACGUAGUAUGGAAGUUGUAAGAGAUAUUUGUGACCUACAAUGUGAUCCUACAUAUUCAAAAUUCAAAGAAAUUUAUAUUCAACCAAGAAGUUUGAAUCUGUACAACCACUCUGUAAUACAACAAUUACAAAGUGAAUUUGGAUACAAAAUGAAAUCAUUAAAUAUAGACUUUCAUAUAGAAGAUGCUUCCUCUGUUUUAAUGUUCUAUUAA
Molecule: messenger RNA, 1355 nt
Organism: Chrysoperla carnea
Lineage: Eukaryota; Metazoa; Arthropoda; Insecta; Neuroptera; Chrysopidae
Product: F-box/LRR-repeat protein 8-like
Exons: 6
Coding region: 69-1355 (428 amino acids)
Biological process (GO): positive regulation of protein ubiquitination; SCF-dependent proteasomal ubiquitin-dependent protein catabolic process
Cellular component (GO): SCF ubiquitin ligase complex
Molecular function (GO): protein binding
Source: RefSeq, a predicted model, not a curated record